AUGAAACGAAAAGAACGUAGAUGGAUGUACGAAAGGAAGGUUGGGAAUUCUAUUAAUCUUGAGUUCUUGAAGGGGGUAGAUGAAUUCCUUAAAUAUGUGGAAGAUCAUCCCGAGAGUAGCAACCCGAAUGAAGUUAGGUGUCCAUGUUUUAAAUGCAAAAACAAACGUCUCUGGAAUCCAGAUACGGUCAAACUUCAUUUGUAUCGCAACGGUUUUUUACCUAAUUACUACGAGUGGAUGUGUCAUGGGGAAGGGUUUCCAGGAACUCGUAGAAGGGAGUCAAAUGAAUAUCGUGAAAUGGUUUUGGAUGCCUUUGGUCAGUCUCAAGAUCAAGGCCAUUCCGAAGAGCCACCUGUUUCAUUAGAGGAGGAGCCUAAUGCACAAGCCAAGCCAUUUUUUGAUUUGUUAAGGGCUUCUGAACAACCGUUGUACGAAGGGAGUUCAUUGUCUGUGUUAGAGAUGGCUUCUAGAAUCACUAGCCUAAAGUGUGAGUAUAAUUUGCCGCAUAGAUGUGUUGAUGGAUUUGCUUCUUUGGUUAAUGAAGCGAUUCCUAACAACAACCACAUGGCCGAGACAUUCUAUGAGGUCAAGAAAAUUGUUAAGGGGUUAGAGCUGCCCCAUGAAAAGAUUCAUGCAAGCCCGAAAGGAUGUAUGUUGUUUUGGAAAGAUGAUGCUCAAUUAUCUACAUGUAGGGUGUGUGGCAGCGACCGAUACAAGAAGACUUCUAAAGGCAGCUUAGUGCCUUUGAAUGUUCUAUUUUAUUUCCCUAUCACACCUAGGUUGCAAAGGCUUUUUGCAACUAAAAACAUUUCUGAGGAAAUGACAUGGCAUGCUAAAAAUCCUCGAGUUCAAGGCACAAUGGCACACCCUAGCGAUAGUGAAGCGUGGAAACACCUAGAUAGUUGCUUUCCUGAGUUUGCCUCUUAA
Molecule: messenger RNA, 927 nt
Organism: Chenopodium quinoa (quinoa)
Lineage: Eukaryota; Viridiplantae; Streptophyta; Magnoliopsida; Caryophyllales; Amaranthaceae
Exons: 1
Coding region: 1-927 (308 amino acids)
Source: RefSeq, a predicted model, not a curated record